This is a messenger RNA of Protopterus annectens (West African lungfish), 1635 nucleotides long. Its product is annotated as solute carrier family 22 member 6-B-like. The transcript is spliced from 10 exons. Gene Ontology annotation, molecular function: transmembrane transporter activity. Gene Ontology annotation, biological process: transmembrane transport. The record is from RefSeq and is a predicted model, not a curated record. NCBI's taxonomy places the organism in Eukaryota, Metazoa, Chordata, Ceratodontiformes, Protopteridae. The coding region runs from base 4 to 1635 and encodes 543 amino acids. Gene Ontology annotation, cellular component: membrane.
AUCAUGGGAUUUGCAGACCUGCUUGAAGAAGCUGGUGGUGUGGGUGUUUUCCAGCUAAUAAACAUGGUUUUACUGGCUUUACCCUUUUUUAUGCUUGCCAGUCACAAUGUAAUUCAGAAUUUUAGUGCUGCCAUUCCAGAACACCACUGCAAAGUCCAGCUCCAUUGCAACUACAGCCAUUGCGUUAACCUAACAGUUAGUCAGAUCCAAAGAUUAUUAAUUCCAUUGGAUAAUCAGAAGAAGUUAGAGAAGUGCCUUCAGUUCCCAGCACCACAAUGGGACCUAUUGAAUAUGGACAGUGCUUACUUAAAUAUGACUUCACGAGAAAUGGUGCCUUGCAAAGAUGGAUGGACGUAUGAUACAUCUGAAUACAGUUCUACCAUAGUAUCUGAGUGGGAUUUGGUUUGUGAGUCACGAUCUCUGAAGGAAAUUGCACAGACUGUGUACAUGUCUGGUGUGCUAGGUGGAGGCAUUAUCUUUGGACAGCUGUCUGACAGAUUUGGCAGAAGGACAGUCUUGCUUUGGUCUAACCUUCAGAUGGCUGUGGCUGGGACCUGUGCAGCCUAUUCUCCAUUAUUUGCCUUAUAUUGUGUGUUUCGUUUCCUGACUGGAAUGGCCUUGUCAGGUAUAAUCCUGAAUGUCUUCUCCCUUAAUAUAGAGUGGAUUCCUAGCAAGAUUCGUGUGGUUACUUGCAUAGGUCUUGGUUACUGUCAUACCUUUGGACAACUAAUCCUGGCAGGAUAUGCUUACAAGAUUCGUGAAUGGCAUAGGUUGCAACUUAUUGCAUCUGCCCCAUUUUACUUCUUUUUCCUUUAUACAUGGUGGAUUCCUGAAUCUGCCCGCUGGCUAGUUUUAAACAAGAAAUCCAAAGAGGCUGUGAAACAAUUGAAAAGAGUUACAAAACUCAAUGGACGGCCAGAAGUUGUAAAGAGACUCACACCAGAGGUCAUUGAAGCUAACAUGGAGAAAGAGAUUAAGGAGUCAGAGUCCUCCUACCGCAUUACAGACGUACUUCGAAGACCUGGAAUGCGACGAAUAACAUGCUGCUUACUUUGUACAUGGUUUUCCACCAGUUUUUCUUUUUAUGGGCUUGCAAUGGACUUACAAGGAUUUGGUGCCAGUGUUUAUCUUAUGCAAGUAGUUUUUGGAGUAGUUGAUAUCCCUUUCAAUAUCAUUAGUCUGCUGUUGAUUUCCCUAAUUGGAAGGCGCUUCACUCAGGCCUCUUCUCUGAUUUUUUCAGGAGUUUCAAUACUUGCAAAUAUUUUUGUACCAAAAGAAAUGCAAGUCAUGCGCAUAUCCUUUGCAGUAUUUGGAAAAGGCUGCGUAUCAGGAGCAUUCAUCUGUGCAUAUCUUUAUACAUUAGAACUGUACCCAACAGUGAUCAGGCAGACAGGACUGGGGUUUGUCAGUACUAUGGCACGUCUGGGUGCCAUGGUGGCUCCGCUGGUGAAGCUGACCGGUGAUUAUGCCUCAUUCCUGCCAUUACUAAUAUAUGGAACCGCUCCCAUUAUAACUGGGAUUGUAGUAUGCUUCCUGCCGGAAACCAGAAACACACAAAUACCUGACACCAUAGAAGAAGCAGAAGACAGACUCCUCAUAGUGGAACUGCUAAAGCCAGUCAUACUGGGAGAGUAA